Molecule: messenger RNA, 447 nt
Organism: Menidia menidia (Atlantic silverside)
Lineage: Eukaryota; Metazoa; Chordata; Actinopteri; Atheriniformes; Atherinopsidae
Source: the annotation of a GenBank genome assembly
AUGAGCUCCAGGCCUCUGCAGAGCCAGGCUGAGAAAAGAGAAAAUAAAGCUGAGGGCGAAGCCGGAGCUUCCCGGUCCGACUGGUCCUGCAGAACAAUGGGAGACGUCCCCGCCAUCACACCCACAGACGGCAGCAGCCCUCCGCCACAACCCGACCGAACGCACCUCCACCGGAGCACGGCCGCGGACAUGGACCUCCACCGGAUCAGCGGAUCCGACCCCAUGGAUUACAGCCGGGAAACCAAGGAGGGCAAGGCGGCCCCGCAGUCCACGGAGGAGCGGCUGGACAGCGGCGUCGAGUCCAUGAAGGAGGAGGACUACCAGGCCGUAACGGCCGAGAUCCUGCGGCUCCAACUGGAGACCGAACGCCGCCAACCGCCGGCCGUUGGCGGCGGAGAGCCGCUCAGCGACUGGCAAACGCACAUCACGGAGGACGGAGACACGUAA